This is a messenger RNA of Dichomitus squalens LYAD-421 SS1, 246 nucleotides long. RefSeq lists its product as uncharacterized. The record is from RefSeq and is a predicted model, not a curated record. NCBI's taxonomy places the organism in Eukaryota, Fungi, Basidiomycota, Agaricomycetes, Polyporales, Polyporaceae. The annotation marks the transcript as partial. The transcript has a single exon.
UGGCGGAUCGUCGGCAUCAUCGCACUGAUUCCUGUCCUUCUACAAGCAUCCCUGGCUCUAUUCCUCGCCGGACUCGUCAUUCUCCUAUGGACUAUCCACCCAGCCGUCGCCACUGUCAUAUCCGUCCUUGCCGGCCUGCUCCUCUUGUUCAUAAUCUUUAGCACCGUCAUACCUACAUUUCGAGCAGACUGCCCGUACCAGUCACCCCAGGCGCUCAGCAUCUACAUUGCCUCUCAAUUCGUCGCU